AUGGGUCACCACGUCGCAGUGCUUUUGGCUAUUGCGUUCAUGGCUAGUACUGUGAAUGCAAACUCUAUACCUUCAUGUGACAGUCCAAUCUACUGUCAAGGCAAUCUUCUACACACCAUUCAAAUGGCAAGACUAUUUCCAGAUUCCAAAACAUUUGUAGACAUGCAACAAAAACAACCCGCUCAAGAAACGUUACAAAACUUCAAUCAAUUAAUGAAAAACAAGAAAGAUAAUCCUUCUAGAGAAGAUUUGAUUAAAUUUGUCAAUGACAACUUUGAGAAUACAGGAGAAUUAGUUGAUUGGACUCCUCCAGACCUGAAUAAAAACCCAGCUUUCAUAAAAAGGAUAGAUGAUGCCAGAGUUAAAUCCUUCGCUCAAAGUUUAGUAAACGUUUGGCCUAAACUUGCAAGAAAAGUUAGCGAUAGUGUAAAGGAACACACAGAUCAACAUUCUUUGAUUCACCUUCCUAAUGGCUUUAUAAUCCCAGGAGGACGGUUUAAAGAAAUCUAUUAUUGGGAUAGUUACUGGAUAGUAGAAGGAUUAUUAGUCAGUGAAAUGACUGAAACAGUUAGAGGAGUUUUAGAGAAUUUCUUAUCAAUUGUGGAGAGAUUUGGCUUCAUUCCAAAUGGUAGUAGAGUAUACUAUCUAAAUAGAUCACAACCACCAUUGUUAGCCAUGAUGAUGGGAAAGUAUAUAGAUCAAACAGGAAACAAAACAUGGUUAGAAAAACACGUAGAUACUCUUGAAAAGGAAAUGAAUUGGUGGUGGAGUGAACGAAAAAUAACAGUAAAGAAAGAUGGAGCCAACUAUGAUAUGUUCAUGUAUGCUGUCAAAAGUGACACACCCAGACCGGAAUCCUACUAUGAAGAUAUUGUUACAUGCCAGAAUUUUACCGAAUCGGAGAAGAAAGUCUGUUACAGAAACUUAAAAAGUGGUGCAGAAAGUGGUUGGGACUUCUCUACCCGUUGGUUAUACAAUGACGACAGAACCCCCAGUACAAACCUCUCUCAAAUAGAUAUCAUUAACGUCGUACCAGUAGAUCUAAACGCUUUCCUCUGCAAAGCCUUUGAAGAACUCUCUAGGUUUUAUCAACUUGUAGGUAAUAACGAAAAGGCGGAGGCAUGGUCCCAUAAGCAGUUAAAUUUAAGAUCCGCAAUUCAAGCAGUCAAUUACAAUGAUGAGGACGGUAUUUGGUAUGACUUCGAUCUAAAUCAUAACACUCACAGAAAGGAAUUUUAUCCCAGCAACUUCGCUCCUCUUUGGGCUGACGCUUACGAUACUACCAAGAAGGAAACAUUUGGUAUUAGGGCUGCUACUUACUAUAAAAAGAUGAAGGUUCCUUCUUACGCUGGUGGAAUACCGUCAUCCUUAAUCCAAAGUGGCCAACAAUGGGAUAUGCCGAACGCAUGGCCUCCAAUACAAGAGUUCGUUGUCUUAGGUCUGCGUAAAACUGGAUCGAAAAAAGCUGAAAGGUUAGCCAAAUCUGAAGCCAAGAAGAUCGUCGAGGCUUACAUGAGAGGAUUCGAAACAACCAAGGAUAUGUUUGAAAAAUACGAUGCAAUACAUCCAGGGGAAUAUGGUGGUGGUGGAGAAUACGUCGUUCAAACUGGUUUUGGAUGGGCGAAUGGGGAAGCACUUACGUUAAUUAAUGAGUUUUACGCAAAAUCACAUAAGAAACAUCGUAAACACCGGAAGUCAUCUUCACACCAAAGACAUGAAAAACAGAGAAAUAACGAUGUAUGAUCUUUAUUUGAUAUUUUGUUUUAAUAUAAUAUUGUAAUAUAAGGUUAAUAUUAAUUGG
Diabrotica balteata is the source of this 1801-nucleotide messenger RNA. The record is from the annotation of a GenBank genome assembly. NCBI's taxonomy places the organism in Eukaryota, Metazoa, Arthropoda, Insecta, Coleoptera, Chrysomelidae.